CCGAGUGUGUACCGAUGCCUGAAUUAGCCUAUCAAUGGGGUUGGUCUGUCCACCUUCAUAUGCUAGAUUUCAACCCCUAUUCGAUUCGUGCUGGGUCUAUUCGCGCGAGGGAUGACACAGCAUCUGCGUCGAAAGACUUGUCCGCAGGCAAUUCACACACUGGGGAGGAGACUUGGGUUCCCGAUACCGAUUCCGAUGACAGGAUCGAGCAUGGCGCAGACGCGGAAAGAUGGUCAGGCAAUGAGGAGCCCCCUUCAUCCGGUUCGAUCAGGCCACCAAGGAUAUCAAAGGAUUACAGGAUUUCAAGUCGUAUGGAGACUCGCCUCGAACCGACUGUAUUACCAAGUCGCAAAGUCACCACUGGACUUCCAUACCGCGAAGUGACGAGUGACGACACAUUGCAGGGAGACAUGUUUCCGAUGAUAGAUGCAGAGAGGAUAUUGCUCUUUGAUGUGAGUCUAUCUUAUACAUUCAUUUGACGAGCUAUGACCAUAUUAUGAUUAUUUCCCGGUUUUCUAGAGAGACCAAGCCGCCAUCAAAGUCCUGGUCAUUUAAACGCACGAUACCCA
This is a messenger RNA of Cantharellus anzutake, 569 nucleotides long. RefSeq lists its product as uncharacterized. Lineage: Eukaryota; Fungi; Basidiomycota; Agaricomycetes; Cantharellales; Hydnaceae. The record is from RefSeq and is a predicted model, not a curated record. Bases 15 to 479 code for a protein of 154 amino acids. The transcript has a single exon.